Molecule: messenger RNA, 1431 nt
Organism: Cucurbita maxima (winter squash)
Lineage: Eukaryota; Viridiplantae; Streptophyta; Magnoliopsida; Cucurbitales; Cucurbitaceae
Exons: 1
Coding region: 186-1373 (395 amino acids)
Biological process (GO): regulation of DNA-templated transcription; chloroplast organization
Cellular component (GO): chloroplast
Molecular function (GO): double-stranded DNA binding
Source: RefSeq, a predicted model, not a curated record
AGAUAUUUUUCCAUCCAUCUUCUCGGAUAAAGGAAUGCAAGAUAAUAGAGCAAAGUUAGGACAAGUCGACAUUGAAAACCCCAGAAUUUGGAAUUCAGAAUUCAUACGGAAUUGAACAGAUAAUUGUUUGUUCAACUGACCUGCAAAUCGGAAGCCAUCUCAUCGUCCUCGUCAUCUUCAUCCACAUGUUACAGUUGCAGAACUUCCAUGGCGUCCGCCUCAAAUUCGACCUCUGCGCUCCUCUCCGCUCCUUUCGCUCCACAAUCCCCUUCCCCAUUCACAGAAAUCAUACUAUUCACAGACUAAUUAGUGCCAAGUUCUCAGCCGAGCAUCACAACUUCACUAUCUCUUACCUCACAGACACUUGCGGAUUGCUGCCGGAAACCGCCAUUGUUGUGUCCGAGAAGGUCCAGCUUCACAACCGCGAAAAGCCGGACUCCGUUUUGGAGCUUCUCGAGAGCCAUGGUUUCUCCAAAUCGCAGAUAUCAAAGCUCGUCCGUAAACGCCCUUCACUUCUCCUCGCUAGCGUAAACCAAACUCUUCUCCCUAAACUGGAAUUCUUCUACUCCAUUGGCGCCUCGAGACUGGUUCUCGCUAGAGCCCUAACCUCCGACCCGACGGUUCUGACCCGAAGCUUGCAGAAUCAGAUUAUUCCUUCUUACAGGUAUCUGAAGAGCGUUUUGCUCUCGGACGCGAAAGUCGUCGCCGCGCUGAAACGAACGUCCUGGAUUUUCCUCGAGGAUCACACGAAGACUCUGAUGCCGAACAUCGACGUUUUGCGAGACGAAGGCGUGCCACAACCGUGCAUCGCGUUGUUACUGACGCAUUUCCCCGAGACUCUGAUGCAAAAAACGGACAGUUUCGAAGAAACCGUAGCCGAAAUCAAGGGAAUGGGCUUCGAUCCGAGCAAAUCCACCUUCGUGUUAGCGAUACACGCCAUUUCCGGCAAAGGAAACAGAUCGAUCUGGAACCGAUGCUACGAUGUGUACCGAAAGUGGGGCUGGACGAAGGAGGAGAUUCUAAUGGCGUUCAGAAAGCAUCCGCACUGCAUGAUCUUAUCGGAGGAGAAGAUCUCGAAAGGAAUGGAGUAUUUCACGGAGAAGAUGGGUAAAUCCGCGGGAACGAUCGCGAAAACUCCAGUGGUUCUGUUCUUCAGCUUGGAGAAGAGGAUCAUCCCGAGGUGUUCUGUGCUCAGAGUUCUGUCGGCCAGAGGAUUGGUGAAGAGAGAUUUGAGCUUGACGACGGUUCUGUUGCCAGUGGAGAAGCGAUUUCUGGAGACGUUCGUGAUCAAAUAUCUUGAGAACGUUCCUGAGCUGAUGGAUCUGUAUCAAGGGAAUGCCAAUCUUGAUGAAGUUUUGGCUUCAAAUUUUUAGGUACAUUUCAAACACAAUGGAUUUCAUCUUUUUGGUGGAUUUUUUUUUCAGCUCUCCA